AUGCGCGGAGUGAGGUGCCUGUGUCGAGAUGGCGGUGCUGGCCGCAGCCACCAACACACGAUUCGUGCCACUGGGUGCGAGGCUGUGGUGGCUAUGGACAGCCAUGCAAUCAUGCCGAGUUUACCAGAGCAACCAUCUGGAGGUUGUGCGACGGACACAGGGCGCCGUGGCGGGGGGAACAUGAUGAACUCCCUCUGUGAAGAGUGGGAGCUGCACCGCGAGGGGGAGAGCGCGCCUGAAACUGAAGAGGUUGCCCCGCGCGUAAGCUCGGGCGCGGGGCAGCUCGGGGCGCGACACUGGCGUCAUCUGUGA
Gryllus bimaculatus (two-spotted cricket) is the source of this 312-nucleotide messenger RNA. The record is from the annotation of a GenBank genome assembly. NCBI's taxonomy places the organism in Eukaryota, Metazoa, Arthropoda, Insecta, Orthoptera, Gryllidae.